AUGGCGAUACUCCAGGUGUAUCAGGCCAAGCUGCUCAAGUCUCUGGAUGAGGACGGGCUGGACCCUGAAGUGUUCAAAGAGCUCCGACGCGCCACGGAUCUGGCCCUCAGAGCGACGAAGCCCAGGCAAACCUCCUACGAGACUAUCAACACUCAUAGCCCGGAGAGUCAAGACAAUGUCUGGGAUCCCGAGCUGAUGUGGCUCCAAAAAACACAAAAACUGAAGAGCCAUAAGGAAAAAAAGGAACCGAAGAGAAGGGAACGAACCAGCAACCACCCAGAUCAGCUCAAGCCUCCAGUUCCUGAAUCCAAACCCAAAGCGCACCUUAAACCCCUUACAGAGAGACACAUCAUCAGUGCUGAUCUUCUACUGCAGGACUCUGAGGAAGCUUACACCCAUGACCCACUACAACACCAUUCUGGACUUCCAUCUCACACUCAUGCUCCACCGACCGUCAACCUUAACAUAAACCUCCACACACCUACUAAUCACGCACAGCCACUGAAUCUUUCCCAGAAAGAGACAAUUUUUACUCUUGUUUCUCAAGCGCUGCAAGGGGAUUGGCCUGAUCUGUUUAACCCACCCUUUUUACAACAAGGUUAUCCAUUUUACCCAUAUGUGCCUCCAAAUUCAGUAGGGCAGAUGGGAUUGGCUCCAAAAGCUUUUGUAUCUUCACCAGCCCCCAAGUCUGGAGUGGUACAAACUGUGGACAAAAGUGUUCCUCAGAGGCAUGCUGGGAAACCUACUCCCAAUACAUUUGAGAAGGCAUCAUUCAAGAAUCACAGUAGACUCAGGAUACCAAUGCCAAAAUUGCCCACGUCUCCUCAAGUGGAGGCCAGCCACUAUUCAUCUGAGCUUUUGCCCAGUGAUGAGGAGAGCGUGGGACCCUGUGCGCGCCCAACACAAAUCUCUGGUCCUUACACAGUGCUGCCCCCUAUAGCCCGAGCUAACGGCAGCGACACUGAACUCUGCUCAGAUAGAUCAGAGCAGCAUCUGAAUCCAAUCCUCAGAAGCAGCUCAGAAGGUUACCUUUCACAGAUGGAAAAACAGAGACAGCUGAAGGCACAAUCAAAUUAUAAGGCUUAUACACUGAAGGACUACAAAAACAUGAAACAGGAGGUGAAGCUUGGAGGUCUUGGACCAACGAACACAAUACCAGAAACUGUGGCAGAGAAAAUUAGACGACAGAAGCUGUAUUCAAAUGUGAUCCGCGAACAGAACAAGAAGAUAAGUAGGAUUCCCUCUCUGUUGGCCAAGGACCCAGUGGGCAGUGACAACAAGGACAUCGUUCCCAGGAGGAAGGCUUUAGAAUAUGCCAAAACGAUUGCAAAGCCCCAACCCCCUCCAAAGCCAAAGGAUAGAACCAGAGAGCAGAACGUGAGCACGCGGCCUCAAUAUCCACAGGAAAUGGACCCAUUCCAUCUGGCCACUCUGGAAAUGUUGAGACGGCACGAGGAAGAGAAACGUGCCGUGGCUCGCUUCAGAGCCGUUCAUGCCAUUUAAUUCUAAAAAGCACCACGCAUACAUGAGUUUUAUCAAUUGCACUUCCAUAGAAUCCUUAUUUUUCCUUGCUUUAACUUUGUGUGUACUGUAUAUAUGCGUAAUACUCAUUAUAAUCCUGCUCAGUUGCAAAGCACUGGAAGUGGAACAGGUGCGUAGCACGUAAUCCACUGCAUACUCGUUUCGAAAAUCAUUUUUUUAUAUAAAGAAAUCUCGAAUGCUGUGGGGUUUUGUUGCUUGGCUUUGCAUUAUCCAGCUAUUUCCCCCUUGUUUCCAUAGAUCUGUGCACAAGCGCGCCAAUCUCUUCAAGCACACCUGGAUGCACCGUUAACCCAGUGUAACGUGCCGUUUUCUGUCAGUUCCCGGCAAUUAGUCUGAUUAUAUCCACUUUCGCCUGCCCUUUUCUUUCACCGAGAGAAAAAAAUAGGUCAAAUAAGGAUGACACUUUGAAGCCUCCCUUAUUAGAGCCCACAAACUUGUUUUCUGUAUUUUAAAGUGAUAAUUUUCCCCCUAAAACAAGC
Molecule: messenger RNA, 2021 nt
Organism: Sinocyclocheilus anshuiensis
Lineage: Eukaryota; Metazoa; Chordata; Actinopteri; Cypriniformes; Cyprinidae
Exons: 7
Coding region: 1-1503 (500 amino acids)
Biological process (GO): axoneme assembly
Source: RefSeq, a predicted model, not a curated record